UUUCAAACCAGGACGGCACGAAGUUCACAUCGCAGUCAAAGGGUCCUCAGUUUGAGAAGAGAUGUCCUCCCAAGUGAGAAUGAGUCUGCUGCCGAGCGACAGAUGCUUGUUUGAUGAGCCCGUUCAGGUGAAGGUGGCCGGGCUGAGGUCGAGACAGGCGGUCACCAUGAGAGCCAGAUCGACUGACGAGAAGGGGGUGGUGUUCAGCUCCUCGGCCACCUACAGGGCCGAUGGGAGCGGGGAGAUCGACCUGGACAGACACCCCUCACUUGGUGGGAGCUAUGUUGGAGUUGAACCUACCGGUCUGCUGUGGUCGAUGAGGGCAGACACCCCGCACAGGUACUUAAACAAGAAUAAAGCACUGCAGCCACAUGUGGUGAAGUUCUCUGUGCACGAGGAGGAAGGUGAGGGCAGGAUGCUGGCAGAGGCGACCAAUGAAAGGGUUCUGAUGGGUGAUGGAGUCAGACGAGUCCCCGUCAAAGAGGGGAAUUUUCAGGGAGUCCUGUUUACUCCCCCAGGAGACGGUCCAUUUCCUGCUGUGCUGGAUCUGUGCACCUUUAUGUCAGAGAAAAGAGCCUGUCUGCUGGCCAACAAGGGCUUUGUGGUUCUAGCUAUGGCGGCCCUCGGUGGUAAGCCUGACAACAUCACAGAGAUGCAUCUGGACCACUUUGAAGAAGCAAAGGAUUUCUUACAACGACAACCUCAGGUGGGCAGUAAAGGAGUUGGUGUAAUAGCACGAUCAAAGGGAGCAGAUAUUGCGCUCUCACUUGCUGCUUUUGUGCCAGGUGUUGAGGCUGUAGUGUGGAUCAACGGCUGCAGCGCCAAUGUUGCCCUCCCCCUCUACUAUAAGAAACGCCAAAUCCUUUCACCGUUAAUGUUUGACUUCGACAAGGCGAUUCCCACUGAGUCAGGAGCUACCAUUAUCAAGUAUGGUGUUAAAGAUCCCCUGGCAGAGGAGAACAAGGGCAGCCUGGUCCCCGUUGAACAAGCAGAAGGACGUUUCCUCUUUGUGGCUUCAGAGGACGACCUGAACUGGGACAGCAAAGGUUAUGCAGAUGAGAUGACGGAGAGAUUGAAGCGUCAUGGGAAGGAGAACUUUGAGAGUGUGUAUUACCCAAGAGCUGGACACUUACUGGAGCCACCCUACGGGCCACACUGCCCCUCGGCUGUACAUGGACUCUUCAGCUUUCCAGUGGUGUGGGGAGGUGAGCCCAAGGCUCAUGCAGCAGCUGAAGUCCACCUGUGGAAGAAGAUCCAGGAGUUCUUCAGAACUCACCUGAGCUGCGAUGCCACACAGACUAAAGCCAAGUUAUAGAUACAAGUAGGUUGACCAGAAAGUAACAACCAAUGGCAGUUAACCAAAGAUAAUUAUUUUUGAAGCUGAAUGUUUUUCAGUUUUGAUGUUUGAUUGUUCAUUGUAUCAUGUUGAAAUUUAGGACCCAUCACAACCUGAUCUUACUAUCCAAUCCAUUUCAAUCCACGUUUAUUUAUAAAGCACAUUUAACAGUUAAAACAGGCAUUGUAAGGGUUCGCCCACAUGCAGAGACAGCUUGUUCCAGAGUUUGGGGGCUGGUGUGACUGUGCUUCGGCCUUGAACUUGGGACAAGGACCUGACCUGAGUGACCUUGUCGGUACAUUUUGUUGUAAAAGGUUGGAGAGAUUCAUUGAAACCAGGCUUAUAACAGUCCCCACUCGGUUCCAAUACCAGGACUACCCUUUUUAUCUCAUUAAGGUUUAAAAAAUGUCAUGCUAUACAACCUUUGCUGUCCAUAACGUCUGGAAAUGGACCCAAAGGGGAGCAUAUAAAGGGAAAAAAAGGAUUGCUCCAAGAAUAGAUCCCUGAGGAACUCCACAAGGGAAAGGUGCUCAGAAGGAUACAGAUAUACCCUAGCUGAUAUAAAAACUUCUGAUCUAAACCACUCCAGAACACCACCUUUUAAGGUACAAUGUGUAAGAAAUGGUCACCGAAAGUCACUGCAAACAAAUGGGAUGCAGCAUAUCACUAGAGUAACUGUUAACUGCUGCUCUCUAUACUGUUUGCUGUAGCUGUCUGUGGCUGUAGCUUCUGGAUGCUGUUAGUUACUUAGCUUAGUCAGCCGUGCAGCUAGUGGCCCUAUUAGCUGACUGGAGUCUGCCAUGAUUGCGAGCUUGUAGCACCAAGGAGUUUGUUGGUGCUUACAAAAUGGGCAACAUAAGUCAGCAACCUCCCAGUGAACACAGCCGGAUCAGUAGCAAACACAGCUUCUGAGACCGACCGAGACCAGUUUAAUGACAGGGAAAACAGUGCCGAGGUCAUUUACAGCGGUUCCAACCAGGACUCUGACUCCGGCCGAAAACCAGGAGGUGCAGCGAGAGGAAGGUCGGUCAUGGCCAGCAUGGAAAAAACCUGUCUCAAGCCAGAAUAUUUUCAUAUCUAACUUGCAGAACCAAACCAGAGUUUGUGACUGUUAUCCCACUGGAAAGACAUCGUGGUGAGUUUUGUUUCUGUCAAAUUUGAUUUAUAUCAUGAUAAUGUGUGAACAAGGUAGUUAAGCUCAUAAUAGUUGGAUAGAAGAGAGGGAAACUGGAAUUCAGAAGGUGAAUGGCUGUAUUUUUCUGUUUAAUAAUGAAAACAGGUCUAAGUAUGUUUUCUUAAUGACAUUUUGUACAUUUGUUUGUGUAUUUAUUUGACUAAAAGCUCAGAGCGCUUGUGAAAUUUAGCAAUCUUCCCUACAUUGCUGUGCUGCUGUGUACAAUUUUUGAAUUUUUUAAUUGUUUGGUCGAGCAGUCUCACAGAUCUCUUAAAAAAAGGUGAGGGUGUGACAGCAUCUGUCGUAGAAGAUGAAUGUUUCAUCACCAAUAAUUUUGAUUAAUUAUGAGUUAUACUGGCUCACAUCUGACAGCAUGAGUAGCGCCAAUUAACCGUGGUUUGGGUUUAGGUUUGGGACAUAUAGAUUUAAAAGGUGCCACAGUGUCUUAGAAUGAUUUGGCAGGUGGAAUGAAACAGUGUGAUUAAACUCCUCAGUAUUAAAACAAAAUUAUAUUUCUGAUUCAGUUGGGAUACUUUUAAAUUAAUCAUAAAAUGGAAAAGUGAGACCCCCUGGCAAUGGCUGUUGUUGGUGCAAUGAUAUUAAAAGAAGGAAAUAUCAAGUUUGUCAUGUGACAUACUAUUAGUAAUACACCUAUGGUAUCAAGCCAAAUGGUGAUCUUGGUGCAUAUCCUCCAUUAAACUGUGAGGGUUUGUGAGAUUUGACCUGACACAGAAGCUGGGCCUUGGCAGUACUGGAACUCCCUAACGUUAUCCACCUGCGCAGAUGGGAGUCUUUAUAGUCAAGACUGUUACAAUACAAAAACACACUUCCCGUCUAUGCUUCACAUCGAAAGUUUUCUGCCUGAGCCUGAGGAGACACACAAGGACUCCAGAGCUUAGUACAGAAGGAGGGUGGUGACUGGACUAGCAAUGCUACUUGUGCUACUCUUAGCAGAACUGGGACAUUGUGUAUUGACCUCUCUAUGGAAAACUGUCACCAAAGUCAUAGCAGGAGAUGGCAUUGUCUGGACUAAUACGCCCCCACCUCUUCAGACAAAGUAGGAGCAGCUUCCGCUUUUGAAUUGAUCCAAAUCAUUGUGCAUCGUAAGUCCUUGAACCUCUCUGCAGUGACCGCUCAUUGUAUGUUUUUGGACUAUAGAGUUAUCGUAACACCACGACUGAUGCCUUAUACUAUGAGUUAAACAUCUUUUUAUCUGUGUUAAUCUACAGUAGCAAAAAACAGCUCUUAGCCACAUUAAUUCACAUUCAUGUUUGUUGAAUGCCAUCGAUGUUGCAGUCGAUCAUUUUUAAUUUUCUUAGUAGGACUUCAAUUCAUUGUUGUUUGAUUUGAGUUAAGUUGUUUUUGUCAGCUUGAUGACCAGGUUGUGCAGCUCUGAUGUCGAUUUGCCUGGCAUAAAGAUGAGCU
Molecule: messenger RNA, 3935 nt
Organism: Chelmon rostratus (copperband butterflyfish)
Lineage: Eukaryota; Metazoa; Chordata; Actinopteri; Chaetodontiformes; Chaetodontidae
Product: acyl-coenzyme A thioesterase 5-like
Exons: 4
Coding region: 62-1315 (417 amino acids)
Biological process (GO): acyl-CoA metabolic process; fatty acid metabolic process
Molecular function (GO): fatty acyl-CoA hydrolase activity
Source: RefSeq, a predicted model, not a curated record